Lineus longissimus is the source of this 2469-nucleotide messenger RNA. RefSeq names its product peptidylprolyl isomerase domain and WD repeat-containing protein 1-like. The record is from RefSeq and is a predicted model, not a curated record. Lineage: Eukaryota; Metazoa; Nemertea; Pilidiophora; Heteronemertea; Lineidae. The coding region runs from base 5 to 1876 and encodes 623 amino acids. Gene Ontology annotation, biological process: protein peptidyl-prolyl isomerization. Gene Ontology annotation, molecular function: peptidyl-prolyl cis-trans isomerase activity; protein binding. The transcript is spliced from 16 exons.
GAACAUGGCGGAAAGCACAAAAUCAGAAAAACGUCCUCUUGACGAAGAAACAUCUCCUGGAGCUGGCGAUGAUGAUGAAUGGAUAGGUCCUCUCCCAGCCGAGGCUGCAAAACCAAAGAAAAGGAAGGUCUUACAGUAUGAACAAGUCUACCUGGACAACCUUCCCAGUUCGGAAGCUUAUGAGAAAAGUUACAUGCAUCGAGAUGUCAUUACCCACUUGGCAGUCACUAAGACGGCUUUCAUCAUCACGGCCAGUCAUGACGGCCAUGUCAAGUUCUGGAAGAAAUGUGAAGAGGAGGGCAUCGAGUUUGUCAAACACUUCCGAUCACAUUUAGGUUCAAUUCGGGAUGCGCGUGCAAGUCCCAACGGUGAAUACUAUUGUACGGUGUCGGAGGAUAAAACACUGAAAGUAUAUGAUAUUGUCAACUUUGACAUGAUCAACAUGAUCAAGCUUGGCUUUGUCCCGUCUUGCUGCUACUGGAUCUUUGCCGCUGGAGAUGCUACCCCUGCUGUUGCAGUAGCUGAAAAAGACUCGUCAAAGAUCUGUGUUUACGAUGGCAAGGGAACGUCAGAGCCCCUCCAGGUUCUGGAAAAGAUUCACUCAAAACCUGUCACAGUGAUUAGGUACAAUCCUGUCUUCGAAGUAUGUGUCUCAGUUGACCAGUCAGGUAUGGUCGAGUAUUGGACCGGACCGAAAUAUGAUUACAAGUUCCCAAAGAACAUUCUAUGGGAAUAUAAGACCGACUCGGAUCUCUAUGAAUUUGCAAAGUGUAAAUGCCAGGUGAUUGAUAUUGCCUUCUCUCCAAAUGGUAAACAAAUGGCAGUGAUUUCAACGGACAGAAAAAUAAGAAUAUUCAAGUUUCUGACGGGGAAGCUGACCAAAGUCAUGGACGAAUCGUUACAGCACUUCACAGAACUACAACAGAUGAAACAACAACUGCCAAACAUGGAAUUCGGUCGGCGGAACGCAAUUGAAAAAGAUCUAGAAAGAUCAGACUCAUUUCCUUUGUGCAACUUAGUGUUUGACGAAAGUGGGUACUUCCUAAUGUAUGGAACGAUGCUGGGUAUUAAAGUUGUCAACCUCCACACAAAUCGCUGUGUCAGAACCUUUGGUAAACCAGAGAAUGCACGCUUCCUCCAGAUAGGCCUAUUUCAAGGCUCGGGCAGGAAAAGCAAAGCCGCCUUAACAGUGGAGAUGGAAGCGUCCGAUAAUCCGGCAUUAGCUAACGUCCAGGAUGAUCCCACUUUGAUUUGUACGGCCUACAAGAAACAUCGAUUUUAUCUAUUUACGAAGAGAACACCGGAGGACACAAAGAGUGCUGAUGCUGAGCGUGACGUCUUCAACGAGAAACCGUCAAAGGAAGAGAUGGUUUCAGCGACACAGGACACGUCGUUCGCCAGGACAGCUAGUACCGCCAUCAUCCACACCAGCCUCGGUGAUAUUAAGUGUUCUCUCUUUCCAAAAGAGACCCCCAAAACGGUUGAAAAUUUCUGCGUCCACAGUAAAAAUGGUUAUUACAAUGGCCACAUCUUCCAUCGGGUUAUCAAAGGCUUCAUGAUACAAACUGGAGAUCCCCAAGGCAAUGGUACCGGUGGUGAGAGUAUCUGGGGAGGAGAAUUUGAGGAUGAAUUUCACCCAAUUUUGAAACACGACCGACCUUACACCAUGAGCAUGGCUAAUGCUGGUCCUAACACCAAUGGUUCACAGUUCUUUGUAACGCUAGCUCCCACGCCCUGGUUAGACAACAAACACACCAUCUUUGGGCGGGUGACGUUAGGAUUUGAUGUGGUUCAGAAUAUCGGUGCAGCGCGAACGAAUGCAAAGACGGACAAACCUCAUGACGACAUCAAGAUCAUAAACAUUACUAUCAAGUGAAGUUUUUGUCCGUCAAGACAUGAGCCCAGUUUGGACUCAUAAACAUUACUAUCGAGUGAAGUCUUUGUCCAUCAAGACAUGAGCCCAGUUUGGACUCAUAAACAUUACUAUCGAGUGAAGUCUUUGUCCAUCAAGAAAUGGGCCAAGUUUAGACUCGUAAACAUUACUAUCAAGUGAGGUCUUUAUCAAUCAAGACAUGAGCCAAGUUUGGACUCAUAAACAUGACUAUCAAGUGAGGUCUUUGUCCGUCAAGACAGGAGCCAAGCAUUUUCAUGUGAUGAAAUUUGAGUUUUGGCUGUAGGCACUUUCACAUCCCUGAUCAUGAAAGGUAGGAUGGGGUAUUGUAGCCCGGUUUGAUUGUAGCCCCUGCCUAUGAUAUUGAUUGAUAUCCCCAUGUUUGAAACAAUGCAGCGACUAUAUAUAAACCGGGUUGACAAAUACCCCAUUCUACCUUAUUUGUAACUUUCACAGAUCACUUGACUGAUGUUCAACAGUGCUAGAAUCAGAAAUACCAAAUGAAUGACCAAUACAUGUUUUGAAGCAGACUUGGAGAAAAUGUAUUGUGUUGUGAAUAAACAUUUUAAGAAAAUACA